This is a messenger RNA of Ananas comosus (pineapple), 1149 nucleotides long. Its product is annotated as (+)-neomenthol dehydrogenase. Gene Ontology annotation, cellular component: membrane. Gene Ontology annotation, molecular function: oxidoreductase activity, acting on the CH-OH group of donors, NAD or NADP as acceptor. Lineage: Eukaryota; Viridiplantae; Streptophyta; Magnoliopsida; Poales; Bromeliaceae. The record is from RefSeq and is a predicted model, not a curated record. The transcript is spliced from 4 exons.
AUGGAAUGCACAUGAUCAGAAUAUAACUAUCCUCAUAGAUCGACAUGGUGGUCGAAGGGCACGGUGGCGGUGGUGACGGGGGCGAACAAAGGGAUUGGUUUUGCGAUUGUCAAGAGGCUCGCGGAGCUCGGGCUCACGGUGGUCCUCACUGCUCGAGACGUCGAGAAAGGGAAGGCGGCUGUCGAGUCCCUGAAAGCCCAAGGUCUCGACGUUGCCUUCUGCCGCUUGGAUGUUGCUGAACCCUCGUCGAUCCAAGCCUUCGCGUCGUGGCUGCGCCAAACCUUUGGAGGGCUGGACAUUCUUGUAAAUAACGCGGGUGUCUCAUUCAAUGAGAUCGACAGCAACUCGGUGCAGCACGCAGAAACCGUGAUGCGUACAAACUUCUACGGACCGAAGCGACUGAUCGAAGUGCUCCUCCCUUCGUUCCGUCGAUCGAACGCCGCGAGCAGAAUACUCAACAUUAGCUCUCAGCUUGGCCUUCUGAAUAAGCUCAGGAACAACACAUGGAAAGCGCUUCUUGAGGAUGAGGAGAGACUAUCCGAAGCCGAUAUCGAGCAGAUGGUGUCGCAGUUUCUUGACCAGGUGAAAGACGGGAGCUGGGAGGAGGGAGGGUGGCCGAUGGUGUGGACGGAUUACGCGGUGUCGAAGCUCGCGCUCAAUGCCUACUCUAGGCUGCUGGCAAAGCAGCACGAGGGGCGCGCCCUCAGCGUGAACUGCUUCUGCCCCGGAUUCACUCGCACCGCCAUGACUCGCGGGCAGGGGAGUCGGACUGCUGAGGAGGCAGCAGACUUCGCUGCCAUGCUCAUGCUGCUUCCUCCUGAUCAGUUGCCCACCGGAAAAUUCUUUAAGUUGUCUACGCGUUCACCGUACUCGAAGUUGUAGGAAUACUACAUAUUUGUGUCAAAAGCUGAAAAGCCAAUUUAGAUGUUCGAACAAGCGAUAACCUUUAAAUAAACUAAAACAAUCUCAGCAUUCAUAGAUAAAACUACUACCAACGAGUUUCUGUCUUAAGGCACACUGCAUAGACAAACACAUUUGUUUAGGCGAAGAUACACAGUUUAAAGAAGAAAUUAACAACAUUUCCAAGCAUUCGGAAUUGAAAACCACAUUCUUAAUGAUCUGUCUUAGGAUUUCCAUAUUUAACUACAG